Messenger RNA from Dicrocoelium dendriticum, 559 nucleotides. The record is from the annotation of a GenBank genome assembly. Lineage: Eukaryota; Metazoa; Platyhelminthes; Trematoda; Plagiorchiida; Dicrocoeliidae.
GCCAACCAGAACUACUACAACUGUUCCCACUACUGGAUGAACAAUACAAUCUCUAUUGAAUUUGAUGACAGAACAAUCUGAUAACGUAAUCGUUGCAGUGCGCUGUCGCCCGCCUAAUCAGAAGGAACUAGCUGCUGGCUGUAAAUGCGUAACCAAGGUAAACGAAUUAGAAGGGAGCGUGUGGUUGAGAAAAACAACAGAAAAUUAUGAAGAGCCAAUGAAACAGUUCACUUUUGAUUUUGUUUUUGAUGAGUUCAGCAAACAGACCGACAUUUACAACAAGUUAGCCCGACCAAUUGUUAACAAGGUUAUUGAAGGAUACAAUGGUACGAUAUUUGCAUAUGGACAGACCGGAACUGGAAAGACAUUUACGAUGGAGGGGAUCCGAUCCACCCCUGAAUUACGAGGCAUCAUUCCUAAUUCCUUCGCACACAUUUUCGGAGCAAUUGCCAAGGCGGACAACAACACCAGAUUUCUUGUCCGCGUCUCCUAUCUAGAAAUUUACAAUGAAGAGGUUGGUCAAUGACCAUUUACACUUGCUUUCUGUGGAAUGUUCCUU